This is a messenger RNA of Hylaeus volcanicus, 1782 nucleotides long. RefSeq names its product mitochondrial basic amino acids transporter-like. NCBI's taxonomy places the organism in Eukaryota, Metazoa, Arthropoda, Insecta, Hymenoptera, Colletidae. The transcript has 3 exons. Bases 299 to 1336 code for a protein of 345 amino acids. Gene Ontology annotation, molecular function: high-affinity L-arginine transmembrane transporter activity. The record is from RefSeq and is a predicted model, not a curated record. Gene Ontology annotation, cellular component: mitochondrion. Gene Ontology annotation, biological process: mitochondrial L-ornithine transmembrane transport.
GUAGCGGAACACCAAUAACAAGUCGAUAAUACAAGCACGAUCUUGUUUCGUUUGAGAACGCAACAGACUCGUGGAGCAGUUUCAGUGAGAAAUUCUGUUGGUCGACUAGUAGCAUGGAAAAGACUUGGUUUCGCGCGAGUAACAAGAUUUCCGAACAGAAGAGCUCGAACAAACCCAAAGGUUGACGAAAAAGGGAUGAAAACGUUCGCUGACGUGUCCCGGGAGAUGUAGCGAUGACUUACCACUUGGAUGCGCCGGUGUUGUGGUGGGAUAUCCUCUGGACACAAUCAAAGUUCACAUGCAAACGCAAGAUUAUCGAAACCCGAAAUAUAAGGGCAAUUGGGAUUGUUUCCGCUCGAUACUCGCCAAAGAAUCGGUAGUAGGCCUCUACCGAGGCAUGUCAUCUCCAAUGGCAGGCGUUGGAUUGGUAAACGCCAUCAUCUUCGGUGUCUACGGUCAAAUCCAGAAACACAUACCGAAUCCUGAUUCUUUGUUCGCGCACUUCAUCGCCGGCACCUUGGCAGGAAUCGCCCAAACUCCCAUUUGCAGCCCGAUCGAGCUGGCGAAAACGCGCAUGCAGUUGCAAGUGUCGAGCACUCGAUUCUCCGGGCCGUUGCAAUGCCUGAAACAUACGUACAAAUACGAGGGUAUCCGCGGCGUGUUCAGGGGUCUGGGGAUCACGUUUCUCAGAGAAGCCCCUAGUUUUGGCAUUUACUUCACGACGUACGAAGCCUUGACGAAAACAUCGGAAAACAAACCUGUCUCGACGGGCUGCAUGUUGCUGGCCGGUGGUCUGGCCGGCUCAGCUUCUUGGAUGGUCACUUAUCCUCUAGAUGUUGUCAAAUCCCGAAUCCAAGCGGAUAGCAAACGGUACGCGGGGAUGCUCGAUUGUUUGAAACAAUCGGUGAAAGCCGAGGGUUACUCUUGUCUGUACAGAGGAUUGGGUUCGACGAUCCUUCGAGCGUUUCCGACAAACGCAGUGACGUUCGCUGUGGUCGCGUGGACGUUUCGAAUAUUCGGCCAAGAAACCAACGAAGCGCCUAUUCAGAACACCAAAUCUGGAAUGGUAGAAUCUGCUAAAAAAGUAUCGGAGGCACACGAACCUUUCCUUGGGAAAUGGAACGCGUUUCUGACCAGUGCCUCCAACGGUAUGGUUAUCCCAACGCUAUCGAUGGUGUCUAGCACCGAUCUGACGCUUGCCAAUUCCGUUGUGUACCAGGUAAACAGGUGGACAGAGACUGGGAUUAGACAUAGCGUGGCUGACCAAGUACGGAGCGACACGUGCCACGUGCCACGUAGAGGUCGAGUAGAUAUCGAGGAGAGAGAAAGGGGAUAAGCGUAACAUUUGUAGUGAGAAGAAGGUGGAAUUGAUGAGAACGUCGAUCAACGUCAAUAUAUAUAUAUAUAUAAUGUUGAAUCUCGAACAAAAAAUUGUGCAACCAAGUUAUGUUUGUAUAUUAAGUGUUACGGGAUAUUUGCGAAAUUUGCGAUACUGUUACGAACAAUUGAUACUUUUUGUUAAGCUGUUAGAAAGUAUUAGUAAGAAACUGAUGAUUCUUAAGAUCCAAUGCCGUGGUAUGGCCCACAAGUAGAAAUAAUUCCAUCGAAAAAAACACCGGCACGUCUAAAAUAGCCAAAUCUUAAAACACGUUUUUAUAUUGGCUCCUUGAAUUCAUGUAUUUUUUAUUCACACUUUCACUCCGGCUUUUGCCAUAUGACUACACGUUUGGUCAUCUAUGCUUUCAAAUCUAUGGGAAUAUUAUACAUAUACGAGUCGUUUUA